AUGGUAAAUCUCGUUGUCAGCUGUCAUAUCGUAGGGUUACUCUACUUGCUUGCCACCACUCGAGGAUCACUCAGGAACAAUAAACACUUUGACAUCAAGAGUUUACUCCGAAAAAAACGGUAUUUCGUUUAUCCCGAUCCACUUGGCAGCGAAACCAAAGUCCAGGUACUUUUUGGUCUUGGACUCCCCAUGGAAGGUGACGUAGCGGUGAUCCUGGGGUACGUUUUGAAAUGCAACUACAAUUUGCCCUAUAACAGCUCGACCCUUAGUGAUCCGUAUACUCGAUAUCAGAGAGAUAUCGUGAGGGAAAAAUUUUUAUCGAGGUGGAGCCUCUACCGAUUAUUAGCGAGUGUAAUGGAGACCAUGGGCUCGGGCAGGGGUUGUUUGCUCCGGGCAAUUUGCGAGGCUGCAGAGAGCCCUUUCGAUCACUCCAGGGGACUCCUAGGGGAACUCCUCCACGUCCUCCUGACACCAUCGAGCACUCCGGAGGGGCAUGACCUCCACGAGGACCUCGAAUUUCACAGAGCCGAGGCCAUUGGGCGGGAAAAUCCUGGGGUGUGCUCCAGGAUUUUUUCAGAAUGUCUCAGAAGUCCUCUGGAGUACUUCACGGGGUUGUGA
Fopius arisanus is the source of this 618-nucleotide messenger RNA. RefSeq lists its product as uncharacterized. The transcript has 2 exons. The record is from RefSeq and is a predicted model, not a curated record. NCBI's taxonomy places the organism in Eukaryota, Metazoa, Arthropoda, Insecta, Hymenoptera, Braconidae. Bases 1 to 618 code for a protein of 205 amino acids.